Messenger RNA from Diospyros lotus (date-plum), 1463 nucleotides. Its product is annotated as transcription factor bHLH94-like. The record is from RefSeq and is a predicted model, not a curated record. The transcript is spliced from 3 exons. Gene Ontology annotation, biological process: regulation of transcription by RNA polymerase II. NCBI's taxonomy places the organism in Eukaryota, Viridiplantae, Streptophyta, Magnoliopsida, Ericales, Ebenaceae. Gene Ontology annotation, molecular function: protein dimerization activity; DNA-binding transcription factor activity, RNA polymerase II-specific; RNA polymerase II cis-regulatory region sequence-specific DNA binding. The coding region runs from base 300 to 1268 and encodes 322 amino acids.
UAAGAUACUCUCCAUUCCAGAUCCAGGGGGAUAAAAAGGCCCCUUUCUUGGUCUCUUUGGAUAUCCAUCCGCUCGCUGCUCUCUUAUCCUUAAAAUCUUCUCCUUCAUGUGGCUUUCUUAACUUUCUUUGCUGGAAAGAGUUCUUCUCUUCUAACCCUUCUCUUAAUUUGCUCUCUCUCCACUCUGAUAUCAGAUACAGAAACUAAGAGAGUGAAGCCAGCAAGUGCACAAAGCUAUAAGGUGUGUAUAUGAUUAAGAGAGAUAGAGAGAAGAGAGAAAGAGAGAGGAGAAACUAAGACAUGGCAUUAGAAGCUGUAGUGUACCCACAAGAGCCAUUCGGCUAUGGCAGCUUCAAGGAGCUGUACAGCUUGGGGGGUCUAGCUUCUGGUUGGGGCUAUGGCGAUGGCUUUGAUUUGGAAGAAGAAGACAAGCCUCUUGUUGGGAUUUCGGGUAAGAAUAUGGACCAUGUCCUAAACCCGAAUCCGGACACCUCAUCUUCUUCAGCCUUGCAAAAUAUGACGGAGCAUUCACAUUUGGACCUCAAUCCUUCCCCUGAGCAGGCCUGGACGGCUCCCAUGGAAGCGCCGGAGACUAGCUCGGGCCGCCGGAAGCGCCGGCGUACCAGAAGCUGCAAGAACAAGGAGGAGCUGGAAAACCAGCGGAUGACCCACAUUGCAGUCGAGCGCAACCGCCGCAAGCAGAUGAACGAGUACCUCUCCGUUAUCCGCUCUCUCAUGCCUCCUUCCUAUGUUCAAAGGGGCGACCAAGCUUCGAUUAUUGGGGGCGCCAUAAAUUACGUGAAAGAGCUCGAACAGAUGCUUCAAACACUGGAAUCUGAGAAGAGGACUAGCAGUACUGCUAGUGCUAGAACUCAACAGCCCAACAAUGGCUUCCCGCCGCUGUUCGCCGACUUCUUCACCUUCCCCCAGUACUCAACAUGCCCCAACAGUUCGUCGGUGAAUACGGAUGAGGCGGGGGAGAACCGGCCGGCGGCCAUGGCGAACAUAGAGGUGACGGUGGUUGAGAGCCAUGCGAACCUGAAGAUUCUAUCGAAGAGGCGGCCGAGGCAGCUGCUGAAGAUGGUGGCCGGGCUUCAGUGCCUCCGGCUCACUGUUCUUCAUCUCAACGUCACCACAGUCGAUCAAAUGGUUCUAUACUCUCUCAACGUUAAGAUUGAAGAUGGGUGCCAAAAGAGUACAGUAGAUGAGAUCGCUGACGCCGUUAACCACUUGCUAGGAAGAAUCGAAGAAGAAGCUGCUUUGAGCUGAAAUGAAACCCUAAAGACAGUUUUGCUCUGAUGGGUUAAUUAAUUAUCCUCUCUUUUUUUUUUUUUUGCUCUUCUUUUCUUUCGGGAUGUUAGAAUGACUUUCAGUGGUUUUGUUCUCUUUUCUUUAUCUUUUUGUGAUCUUCUGGAAUAUUCUGUACAACAUUUUAACUUUUUAAUUCCACUUCCAUGUUCAUCA